Molecule: messenger RNA, 1582 nt
Organism: Neohortaea acidophila
Lineage: Eukaryota; Fungi; Ascomycota; Dothideomycetes; Mycosphaerellales; Teratosphaeriaceae
Product: putative polyglutamate biosynthesis protein
Exons: 2
Coding region: 239-1387 (382 amino acids)
Source: RefSeq, a predicted model, not a curated record
ACGAUUACCGUCAUCAUUUAAUGCAGACAUUGCUUGAAAUCAGGGACGUAUCGCGCAGACAAGUAUCGGCGAUCUACGCCGCUCGACUCGCAUCUCUUGUUCGAGAAGCUGCAAUAAGCAAAUCGGGCUGAUAUGGAAGCCCCACUCCAGCCAUAUCAUCAUCAACGUCCGUUCCCUAUCCCUCAGACUGGGCAUCUCCUGUCUCGCCCGCCUGCCAAUUUUCAUCCCUCAUAACCGCAUGCUUCGUCGAGCACGUAAAAUGGCUCCACAGACCUUCAUCCUCAACUUCAUGGGUGACACCAUGCUAGGCCGUCUCAUCGACCAAAUGUUCCCGCAACACGUGGACGAACCCGACGAAGCACGAAUAGUAAGAUCCUUUCGAUCCUCCAACUACGUCCUGCCGACAUACGAUCCCACAAGUCCCUGGGGAGACACCCUUCCCUUAUUACAUUCCGCCGACCUGAACUUGUUGAACCUCGAGACGUCCGUCACGACGCAUCCGACUAAAUGGCCGGAUAAGGUGUUCAAUUAUCGCAUGCAUCCUGCUAACAUUUCUGCGCUGGAGGCGGCGCGGAUUGAUCACGCGGGAUUGGCGAAUAACCAUACGCUUGACUUUUGUGAGCCGGGGUUGCUAGAGACUGUGCGGACGGUAAGGAAGGCGGGCAUAGCUUGUGCCGGAGCGGGUGAGAGUGAGGAGGAGGCAUGCAGUCCUGCUGUGUUGCGCCUCCCGUCGUCGCGGGGUGAUGGAAAGUUCCACGAGAUCCACAUUUGGGCCGCCGCGGACCAUCCGGAUGACUGGUCUGCCAUUUCCACCUUCCACUUCAUCGACUACAGUGCCAAGACGCGGAGUCGACUGAAGAAACUUCUUACAAGCUCGCCAUCAAGCAACAACUCGCCCGCACUAAAGAUCUUCUCCGUCCACUGGGGUCCAAACUACUCGUGGCAGCCCGCGCAAGAGAUCCGAGAUCUGGCGCACUACUUGAUCGACGAGUGCAGGAUCGAUAUCGUGCAUGGCCAUUCGUCCCAUCACGUCCAAGGAGUAGAGAGGUAUAAGGGCAAGUUGAUCAUCUAUGGCUGCGGCGACUUUGUGGAUGAUUAUGCCGUCAAGCCAGACUAUCGGAAUGACCUGAGCGGUGUUUGGCAAAUAACUGUUGCCGAGGGAGAUGCAUCCGGCGAUGGUCAGGUAAAAGAAGGAUUGGAGUUGCGGAAGCUGGAGAUGUACCCCACCGCCAUUCGCAGGUUUCAGGUUUGGAGAUUAGAUGCCGAUGAGGAGGAUGCAGAGUGGGUGCGGGAGAGGAUUAGAGAUCUGAGUGCCGAGCUGGGAACCAGGGUGAUUGUGGACAACGAGCGAGGGACCGUGAGACUAGACUUUGGUUCGACGACGUAGUACGGCGCUUCGAUCAAUCAGCAUCGCUAUCUUCGUCCUCUUCAUCGUCGUCAGCAUCCUUCCUCCUUCGACCUUUCUUCUUUUGCGGUGCUGCAUUCUGCCCUCUAGCAGCAGGCGGUGCAUCUCCGAGCCCAAGACUCCUCGCAAUCUUCCUGUCCAGUUCCUCGUCUGCGCCUUCGUCCAAAUCGCCAUACA